Bolinopsis microptera is the source of this 2749-nucleotide messenger RNA. Its product is annotated as early growth response protein 1-like. Gene Ontology annotation, biological process: regulation of transcription by RNA polymerase II. The transcript has 9 exons. Lineage: Eukaryota; Metazoa; Ctenophora; Tentaculata; Lobata; Bolinopsidae. Gene Ontology annotation, cellular component: nucleus. The coding region runs from base 8 to 1246 and encodes 412 amino acids. The record is from RefSeq and is a predicted model, not a curated record. Gene Ontology annotation, molecular function: DNA-binding transcription factor activity, RNA polymerase II-specific.
GGAGGUGAUGGCAACACACAAUAUCUCGCACGAGACGCUAAACUCCGAGCCCCUCCAACUCCCACCCACACCGGACUCAGAGACAAUGCACAUGAGUAGUGGUGCUACUACAAUGCACAUGAGUAGUGGUGGUACUACUACUAGCUCCCUACCUGAGGGGAACAGUUCUAUAGGGUGCCAGACUGCACUCAGCUACCCUCGUCAGGACACGCUAGUGCCGCUUACUGCCCUCUUGCAACUCGUUAACAAUUCUAUUCUUACUGUCAUGGAGAAUAUUGAGAAAGUUCUGUUAGUUAAUUCUUCAGAAGAAGGCCUGUUUUCAGUGGACGGUAUUAACACUGUGUGGAACCUGGCUAACCUAGCUAACAACAACUCUCUCGCUACUUCACCUACUAACUCAGGUCCCCUAGAGAGAUCAUCCCCCUCCACCUUUCCUGAGAGCAGAGAGUCUGAUUCAAUGGGGGAGGAACCUAACGAGGUCCAGGGAAACGACAAACUACUCCGUCCCAUCGUUAUUCAGGACCGGUUUAGAAACAGUCUGGAGAUCCCAACAAACGAAGCAGAUCCAGCAACCCAGCCUCCAGAGAAGAAGAUGUGUCCUGACACUGCAGUACCUGGUCUGGAUAACCAACAUCGUCCUCAAGCUAACUACUCCGUUCAACAGGAGGACUGCUCCCCGGGUACCCCCACCUCCCAGGACCUCCGAAGACAGGACCCCUCCCUCUCUCCCACUGUUAACGUGGCCGGAUCUCUCACUAAAUACAUAUGCCCUUACUGCUACAAAGUGUUCAACUGGAAAACAAACAUGAACAGGCACAUAUCUGUAACUCAUCUGAUGAAACCGAAACCUACCAUCAAGGUCCCGAUAAUGAGGAAAUCUAAACCGUACACCUGUCCUAUUUGUGGGAACACAUUCGCGUGGCGCAGCAACAUGAACAGACACAUUCUCCACCUCCACAAGAUCGACCACAAGCAGCUCAACAAACUCCUCCUCUCUGAUAUCCGAGGUAACGGGCAGGCUAACACGGUGCCCAACAUGAACAACCAGCCUACUGUUGUGAGCAGUGAACCUGAGUCCUACAGCUCUCUGGGGUCCCUGACCAUGCUCCCCCAGGUAAUUAACAGCUUCAAGACAGUGUCUUCCAGCCCCCCUCCCACCUCAGUAUCAAAACCUCCUUCGCUCCUAACUCCCCUGAUCAUCUUACCUUCCUUUACAGGAACCAUAAAGCUCUGCUCGAGAGUGUAAAGAAAGAACAGGUCCCUAUACACGUAAAGGAAGCCGCCCUGACCUCGUUCUACCAGAACAACAAGGGCUUGUUUGAGGGCACUACCAGCAGUGCCCCCUACACCCCCACCUCCUCCUCUAUCCUCGCCUCCCCCGCUAAUAUUGGACUCCUCACUCCCCCCAAAUCAGAACACAAGUUCUCGCCCCCCACCAGUAUGAACAACCUGUCUGCACUGUACCAGAAGGCACUGUUAGAACAGCGCGGCAUCAGCACCAGCGCCGGGGCCCCCACCACUGACAUCACCAGUAUAUACCAGAACCACCGCGCUAUGUUGGACACUGUCAGUCUCCUCUCCAAUCUCAACUCUAUGAAUGUGAGUAACGGAGGAGCUGGCUCUCUCUCUCCCGAUGUGGACGUGGGUAUAAAGUUGGAAGGAGCUGAGAAGUGAGCUGAUAAUACUCUACUACUAACUAGUAGCACUACUAAUAUAAUAAGUAGUAGCACGUUAUAACAGAUUUAUUUGAGACAUCAGAGUUGGUCUCCUCCAAGCAUGCCAGAAAGUGAGACUGAGUAGCCAGAGGGUGGACUGAUGACGUCAUAGACAUUACAGUGACGUUAAAUUUGGCAUGGUGACGUCAUUAAAGCACUGAUGAAGACUAAAACUGUAAUGAACAGAUUUUACGCAAUUAACAAACACUUAAUCGAAGUUAUAUCUGUGGUCGUUGUUUAUAAUGAUGAAGUAAUUAUUUGUGGAACUUACUGAUAAUAUCUAUCGUAUUUGUACCGGUUUGCUCGAGCUUAUAUUAUAUCGAACGUUUUCUUUUUUUAUUUUUUAGACUUUUCUACAUUUUAUAUCUACACUAUUAUACAAUGUUAGUUAAGCUUGAGGGUAUUAGACACGUGAUCUGAGUAUUGUAUUAAAAUGGGUGCAUGUUAUUUUAGGUAUCUGUUAUUUAAAUAGACUCUUCAUCAACAAAACAUAAGUUAUAGUUAGACUUAUAGUAAUUUAUAGGAAAUAUGUUGUUACAGUAGUAAAUAAGGAUAAAUUAACUGUGGUUACUUGUACCGAAUUAAUUGUUAACGUGUGGUUUUAAGGGGACCCCCCCGGCCCCCUUAAUGAAGUAACCGAUUCCUAAACUAUGUAACACUCUUGUUACAUGUAACAUAUGUAACACUCACAUUUGUAACACUCUUAUUACAUGUUAUGUAACACUCACAAUUGUAACACUGGUGACGUAUUAGUCUAUUUUUGUAACGUAAAACCUUCAUGAUUCCUGUAAACUGUAAUUCCAAGUCUGGGUAACUGAUUAAGUGAUGACGUAAUCCAAAUUAGUUAGCUAUCAUGUAUAAACAAUCUAUUAAGUAAGUUGUAAUUUGUUCUGAUAUUAUAAUUAAUUUUUAUUUGUUAUUCUACAAGUUGUAUGUGUGUAAGAUGAUUUUAAGUAAUAUAUUAUUUAUUGUGGUUGAAAAUGCGUCUAUUUUGUCAGAGUUUUCUUUAUCUCAGAACAACGUAAUUAUUAUUC